GGUCCCAAAAAUGGAUAUCGAAUACCCGUAUCAGAAAGAACGCCGUGAGUUCGGUCGCCAGUGCCUGUUUUCGGACAAGAACAAGGUCGAGUUCUCGGAAACUGCUAACCAUGAUCUUUUCAAGGAGUACAUCCUUCGGGAUCCGGUACACCUGGGCACACAAUAUAGCCACCAGAUGGCGUUGAGCGAAAUCAAUACCGAAAGUGCGGAAUACGAGAAUCGUGGAAUAUUGCACUCGGAGGGCGGAUGGCCAAAAGAUGUUAAUUACUUGGACCCUGAGCAAACCGUUCGAUAUCGCAGGAAGAUUGAGAAAGAUGAGAAUUACGUGAGUCAGUUGACUACAAUGAUGAAACCAAUGGAGCAUUGUAUUUAUCAGAACAACGCCGUAAAUAUUUAUGAGAACUAUUUUGAGGGAUUGGAGCCUGCUCCACUAAUGGAAAAAAGUAGCUCAAGAACUUUGAAUGUUUAUAGAGAUCCCUCUAUUUACAAACAGCCAGUAACUCAUCUCUCAUGGUCUCCUGACGGUGGCUCAAAAAUAGCCGUAUCCCAUUGCAACAUGAACUUCCAAGAAACAAGCGGAAAAACUGUUUGUUCUUAUAUAUGGGAAAUCGAAAAUCCGAACGCUCCAUUGUUGAGAUUCACUCCAUAUAGUUCUAUGAUUUGCUUGGAAUACAAUCAGAAGGAUCCUACCACACUGGUAAGCGGGAUGUAUAAUGGCCAAGUAGCUGCCUGGGAUACCAGGAACGAAAAAUCUCCGGUAAUGAUUAGCGAACGCGAACACUCGCACAGGGCUGCAGUGAACUCAACGUUGUGGAUCAAUUCGAAGAGCGGAACCGAAUUCUUUUCUGGGUCUUCGGACAGUCAGGUCAAGUGGUGGGAUACAAGAAAGUUAUCACAACCUAUCGACACACUGUUGAUGGAUCCCAUCAAAUCCGAUGAGCAAGACCUUUCGCGUUCCUAUGGAGUUAGUUGCCUGGAGUAUGAAACAUCUAUUCCGACCAGAUUCAUGUGUGGAACGGAACAAGGAAUGCUGUUUUCCUGUAACCGUAAGGGUAAAUCCCCGCAAGAGAAAAUUGUAUAUAGGCUUCAAUGUCACACUGGACCAAUCUACUCACUAACACGUAACCCAGCGUUUGUUAAAAACUUUCUUACCGUCGGCGAUUGGAUUGCACGCAUUUGGUCUGAAGAUUGUCGCGAAAGUUCUAUCAUUUGGACCAAACACCAUUCGGUUAUGCUGACAGAUGGGGUGUGGAAUCCAACGCGCUAUUCAAUAUUCUAUGUGAGCCGUGUAGAUGGAGUGCUGGAUGCAUGGGAUCUACUACAGCAGCAAAGUGAACCAAUUCUAAGCAUCAAGGUCUGUGAUGAGAGCUUGAAGUGUUUGCGUGCUCACGAGGCAGGAUAUUUGGUAGGAGCUGGCAGCAGCAAAGGAGCCACCUUUCUGCUAGAAAUGUCCGACAAUAUGACGUCCAUAAAAAAUGAUAAGCCAUUGGUAACAGCGAUGUUGGAACGUGAAAACCGUCGUGAAAAGAUACUCGAAGCCAAAUCACGCGAAAUGAAGCUUAAAGUUCGUAGCCUACACCGCCAGGAAGAUAAUGUCGAUGAGAAACCGAAAUUAUUCCAAUGCCAAUCUGCAUGUGAUGCUGCCGAACAAGAGUACCUUCAAAUGCUUGACAAAGAAAGGAAAUCUCGUUCUCCGGAUGAAUAUGAUCAAGAAUAUGACCCCAGAAAGAUUGCAAAACAAGUCAAGGAAGAAGCCUUAUCCGACGACGAAAAUCCUGAGUAA
This is a messenger RNA of Ochlerotatus camptorhynchus, 1783 nucleotides long. Its product is annotated as dynein intermediate chain 3, ciliary-like. Gene Ontology annotation, cellular component: outer dynein arm. Gene Ontology annotation, molecular function: dynein heavy chain binding; dynein light chain binding. Bases 11 to 1783 code for a protein of 590 amino acids. Gene Ontology annotation, biological process: outer dynein arm assembly; cilium movement. Lineage: Eukaryota; Metazoa; Arthropoda; Insecta; Diptera; Culicidae. The transcript has 5 exons. The record is from RefSeq and is a predicted model, not a curated record.